This is a messenger RNA of Tauraco erythrolophus (red-crested turaco), 219 nucleotides long. The record is from RefSeq and is a predicted model, not a curated record. Lineage: Eukaryota; Metazoa; Chordata; Aves; Musophagiformes; Musophagidae.
AGUCUUUCAUUGUACUAUAAAGGAGGAUUUGAACAGAAAAUGAGUAGGCGAGAAGCUAGUCUUAUUUUAGGUGUAAGUCCAUCUGCUAGCAAGGCCAAAAUCAGAACAGCCCAUAGAAGAAUCAUGAUUUUGAAUCAUCCUGAUAAAGGUGGAUCACCUUACUUAGCAACAAAAAUAAAUGAAGCAAAAGACAUGUUGGAAUCCACUGCCAAUAAUUGA